AAACAAGUGAGCUUUUUGAAUUCAUCUUUACAAACAAGUGGACGAAUUGCGUCGAGGUCUCUAUAACGCCUGUAAUUUACAAGUAGUCUGUGUACCUGCCUCGCAAUCCAAAUUUAAGUCAUAAUGUCCGAAAAGGCAGCAGACACGAAGUUGAAAAGAAAGGCACUCAAUAUAAGAGUGAGUCAUCGAAGCUCACUUUCUCCAAUAUCCACGGCCGCUGUUAGCUCCCCGAAGUCAAUUAGAGAGCACAUUAUCAUCAAAAGGUCAUGGACACGGGUCAUCGAACCUCAAUCGGACAAAAAUAAUACGUUAUUGCAGUUCGUUAAGACAUUUUACAAGCUUUUAUUUGAUCACUUGCCCGUUCUCGAGACUGUCUUCAAUUCUCCCGAUGUGCAGAGUAAGUAUUUAGCACUGACUGUGGCUCUCACUGUGGAUAAGAAAACAGCAUCAGCCACUAAACGACAGCAGAUCGAGCAGGAAUACAUGACCUUGAACAAAACAUUAGGAAUAUAUCUUAGCACGCAAGUAGUGAUAGGUAGAGUAUUAUUGCUCACUCUAAAGGAAACAUUGUCCGAGAAUGAAUACUGCAUCAAGGUGAGGAUAACAUGGGUGAAUCGAUUGACUAAAUUGAUUUUCUGCAUACAAGGUGAGGGAAUGGGGUCUUCGAUUAAACAGGACGAUGUCAAGACGCUUCUGCAAUCGACAGAAGUGAGUAAUGACUACUUCCUCGCAUCACUAAAGCAGGGAAUUCCGAUGUGCCCAGGCAUCGGUGAUGCUUGUGAAGCGAAGAAACCAAUGUUCAGGCGGGGGAGCAAAAAAAAACGCUCUACAUCACUGUUUGAUGCUAAUGGACUAGUCGAAGGGACACCACGGUCUACUACCAGUCGGUCGCCGAAAAUGCAAGCCAUCCGGAAAGUUUUUCCGAACAAUAGCUACGAUAUCAGUGGUAAAGGAACUUUACGUAACACGGAACUAAACGAGUGUUUGAAAUCUGUACAAGACGCAGAAAAUAUUGAAGGGGAGUUUGAAUCGAGCAAAGUGCGUGCUGACGGUACUACAGAAUUUUACUCCAGUAUACCUAUGAUGGAGACAGUGGUAAACAAAGAAUACAGAGGUCCUUUGAGGCGUCGUGCGAGUACGAGUGUGCAACGCGCGAUGAAAAUGGUAUCCGCAUUGGUACCUCCGAGGUUAUCGGUGUCAAGUAGCGAGAAACAUAUUGAAUCAUAAUGACAGUAAAUACCGUGUAUACAAUAACGGCAUUUCAUUUCUUUUUCAAGUAUCGUUGACAUGUCUCGUGCAUGUAAUGUUCAGCAGAUGCAAAGGCUUGGAAUCU
This is a messenger RNA of Sphaeroforma arctica JP610, 1333 nucleotides long. RefSeq lists its product as hypothetical. Bases 124 to 1227 code for a protein of 367 amino acids. Gene Ontology annotation, molecular function: oxygen binding; heme binding. The transcript has a single exon. Lineage: Eukaryota; Ichthyosporea; Ichthyophonida. The record is from RefSeq and is a predicted model, not a curated record.